Messenger RNA from Lymnaea stagnalis (great pond snail), 3732 nucleotides. NCBI's taxonomy places the organism in Eukaryota, Metazoa, Mollusca, Gastropoda, Lymnaeidae. The record is from the annotation of a GenBank genome assembly.
AUUAUUAUUCUUUUUUUUCCUUUCCUGUAAAACACACAAAAUGGAUGACAGUCGUAACUGGCGAAGCGAUGAAGGGAAUGAUAAUAAUCGUAAAUUUGAUCGUUACGAAGGUAGUCGCAGUAGUAGACGCUCCAGAGAUGACAGAAACAAUAGAAAAAGUCGAGAUGAUGAUUAUGACGACAGCCGCAGUAACAGAAGAGCUAGGUCCCGCUCUGGUUCACCAUCAGAAAGACGCCGUAACAGAAAAAGAGAAGAAAGAGAAAGUAGAAAGGAUAGUGACGACAGUGACGAUGGAAGUUACAGCUAUAGUAACCGAAUUGGGAUGCACGAUUAUGACUCUAGAAAUUCUAGAAGGAAUGAUCGAAGCAGAAGUAGAGAAGAAGAUGUACAGCACACUGGCAAUGAAAGGAUCACUGGCCAUGAUUGGAGAUCAAAGUUGACAUCAAUUAGGGAUGCCCAUUUCAAUAGAAGCAAACAAGCACCAACCAUGGCACAAAAUCAAUUUAAAAAUGAUGGUAGCUUUUUAGAAAUGUUUAAAAAGAAAAUGGCAGAGCAGACUACAAGUUCUGUCACACCCAAUUCAUUGGUCUUAGCAUCUUCAUCAAUACCAUUUAGUGCAGAAUUAUCUUUACCACCACUAACAACUAUGCCACUUGAUGAACCUCACACUUCAUCAACAGCUAAUGCUGAUCAGGACCUUGAUGGUGUGCCUAUGCCUACCCAUAAAUCUUUGCCAGUGCCGGUGUCUGUAAGAUUAACUUUAAUUAAAUCACACAAAAGUUUGAUUAAUUUGAAUAACUUGUGACUUGAGCUGAUACUGAUAACAAUAAAUAAGUAAUAAUUUACUUGUCAUAGAUCAUAUUCAUAGCGAGUUUAAAAUUCUCCAGUUGUUUUCUUCCUUUUAAAAUCCCUGGUUCCCAACCCAUGGGUCAUGACCACAAGUGAGGAUGUUCUCUGUAGUUGAAGGCUGAAAUAGUAGACUAAAACUAAAAAAAGAAAUAAUGGUUGUAAAGAAAUUCUCAUUUUAAUCUGUUUAAUGAUAAAAUUUGAAUAAUUUUAUUAUAUUGCUUCUAUUUUGAAUUUGUUUCUCUUAACUUAUUAAAAAAAGUUUUUUUUAUUUAUUGUGGCCAUGGUUCACUUUAGUUCUAAGUGACUCUAGUUUCACUUUUCAUCUUAAAAAUGAGUUAGUGGGUUAAUGGCUCUAUAAAGGUUGGGAACCUGUGCUUUAUUUGAAGCAUAAACUAGUUUUACCUUUUUUAAAAGCUGUGUAAAUCAUACAGCCAGUCACAGUCAGUGGUUCCCAAAAUGUUUAAUAUGAUGGUGCAAUAGACUAUGGUAUAGGUUGGGUGUGGGAUGGGAUUUUUAAAUAAAUUGAAUAGAUGAAGAAAAAAAUGAUUUAAUGUGCAGAGGAAAAAUAGAUUGUGUGAAAUAUUUAAACCUUUAAUAGAAAUGUGUACAAUUUCAGUAUUUUGCUUUUAUUUUUAAUACGGUAUAUAAAAUAAACUAACCUAUUAAUAAUUUAUUGAUAGUUAUCAGUUACUGACCUACCUGCAUGUAUAUAAGCUGUCUAUCACAGGUUGAUAAAAAUUUAUAAGAAGAUAUUUUUCAAUAUACUGCAAAUUGCAUCCUUGAUUGUCCAAAACAAUAUCUUAAUUCAUUUUGCAAAUUUUGAUUGUAAUAGUUCCAAGAGUUAUCCUGUAUAAUAGUUUGGGAACCACUGGUUUAAGCAUUUAUUAUUGUUUAAACAUUUCUACCUUAUAUUUUUUAAAGUUUGAAAGGUUUCAAUUUUCUUGUUCUAUGAUGAAUUAGAAAAUAUUAAUUACGGUUUUACUCCCCCCAUAAUUGACUCGGUUAAUGGUCAGAUAAUUUAACCAUAUAGAUGUGCUUUCAUAUUAGAAACUCGUGACGCAAACUCAACUGAGUUUGACACUAUUAGGUUUGUUUUUGCAGGUGGGUAAACGCAGACUAGCAAAGCCUCUUAAGACAGGAAUUGUUCUCAAGAAACCACAAGAGCCAGUAGAGGUAAUGGUUGUAUAUUCCUAAUUCAUUUUACUUCCGGAAGGGAUGUUUGUUACCUCUGAUCUAACUGAAAAAAAAUGAAGUGGUAAUGAUGGCAUUUUAUACAACACCAUUAAAAAAAAAUUCAACAGUUUGGCAGAAUUGUAUUUUAUCCAUUAUGAUUUGAAGUGGCUAUUAAUUAGACAAAUAAAUAAAUGAAAAAGGUAAGUAUCUCCAUCUGUAAAGAAGUUUUCAAAUUUUUUCCUAAAAUGAUGUAGCUGAAAUCUGACAAACAGUCUCAGACUAUCAUAAUAUUUAUGGGAAGAAAUAUAUUGAUUCAAGUUGCAUAUCUUGUCCUGUAAAUCAGGAAGGGUAAAAAAAGGGUUGCAGAAACCUGUGCACUUGGAAGUUCUUUACACAUUUAUUUACAAAAUAAGAUUUCUCUGCGCAGGAUGAAGUCAGCCAGGAAAAACUAGAUGCCUGGGCCAGGUACUUGCAAGAGGUACAGAAGUACAAAUCAUCAAACUGUAUGGAUGAAGACAACAGUAGACCACUGGUUAAAUAAUUUUUUUCCCUAAGUGAUGCUUAGAUAAUGUGGUGUUUGUAAGGGCCACUAUUUCAGAGAAGUGUUGCUUAUUUGGCUAUAUUUAAUUUGAAUACAGUUUUAGAGUGGUUGAUGAAAACAGAUUCCCAUCUUGGAAAGAUGUUUUAGAAAAAAAAUAAAACAUUAUCAGUUUGUCAUUUUUGAAGCUCUUGUCCCUAAACAUAAGCAUGUUAAAAAGUACAUGAUCAUUAAAAACAUUACAAUGCUCACAUUUAAUCAUAUGAAUAAACCGGUAACAUAAUUUCAUAGAUUCUAAAAAAUACUUACUAUGCCUUGUUUCUAAUGUUUAAAUAGGAAUACUGGCACCAAUAAAAAUAAUAUUUAAACUAAAAUAUUAUAUAAUUUAUAAAUAGUUGGUACAGAUUUAUUAAUAGCAUCAGAACUUUUAUGAAGGUUAGCUUUGUAAUAAAACUAUCAUUGACAUUACUAGCAUUUACUUUAGUAACCCAUCCUGCUUUUGAUGUUAGUAAAGUUUUCUAACUUCAAAGCUUCGGACCUCGUGAGGGACAGUUUUAUUUCUAUUGUAAGAAAUUUUAUUAAAAAAUAUAUAGUUUUAAAAAAGGACAUGAAGUACUGAUUAGUAAAAAAAAUAUAUAUUAUUUUGUGAUGAUUGGAUAGUGGUAAAGCAGAAAAAGAUUAAUAAACACCAUCUGUAAGUGUAAAUAAAGUAGUCGUUGCUAAUAUUUUGUGGGUUUAGACUUGUUUUGAACACUGUCAAUUUUUAAUAUCAGAAUUUAUCUAUUAGGAAAAAUACAUUUCUUCAUACUGUGCUUUGAGUUGGGCUUAAAAAUUGCAUCAAAUGCAACUGGUUUUUGUUUGAAUUACAACACACAUCUUUAGCAACUUUAAGAGCUUUGUCCUAUUAGUUGUAAAUAUCAAGCAUGAAUUUAAUAAUAAAGUUUCAAUGUAAAUUUAUGAUGAAAUAGUGUUAUUUUGAUUUAUUUAUUGUAAUUGUAUGUAGUGUAAAUUGUUUGCAUGCAAAAUUUGAAAGACAAUAAUGAAAUCAAAAGUUGUCUUAAUCUCGUUUGUGCCUUUUUCAGACAUAAUGGAUAGAGCAUUAUUUUUUAAAAAAUAUUAUUUUAGUUUUAAGUAUAAGUUAUAAUGUAUCAUCCUGUUAUUAGUUAUUCUCA